Messenger RNA from Sarcophilus harrisii (Tasmanian devil), 6303 nucleotides. It is a transcript of the gene XYLT2, whose product is annotated as xylosyltransferase 2. Gene Ontology annotation, molecular function: protein xylosyltransferase activity. The record is from RefSeq and is a predicted model, not a curated record. Lineage: Eukaryota; Metazoa; Chordata; Mammalia; Dasyuromorphia; Dasyuridae. Bases 274 to 2877 code for a protein of 867 amino acids. Gene Ontology annotation, cellular component: membrane. The transcript has 11 exons. Gene Ontology annotation, biological process: heparan sulfate proteoglycan biosynthetic process; chondroitin sulfate proteoglycan biosynthetic process.
CGGGAGGCGGAGCCUCGCGGUGACCACGCCCGCAGGCGGAGCGUCUUGCCCCGGGCCUAGCCCCGCCCCCGGGCUCGGCUCGCUCCCCGCCGCCGCCGCGGUCUCUCACCCCGUCCCUUUGCUCUCGGCUCCGUCUGCGCGCGUCCCCGCGCCCGGGCUGCAGGGUUCUGGAGCGCGCCGCGGCGGCGCGCGCCUGGGGGGAGGGGGAAGAGGAGGCGGCGUUGGGGGGGCCGCCGCCGCCGCCGCCGCCGCCGCCGCCGCCGGGGCAGGAAGAUGGUGGCGAGCGCGCGGGUGCAGAAGCUGGUGCGGCGCUACAAGCUGGCGAUCGCCACGGCGUUGGCCAUCCUGCUGCUGCAGGGCCUGGUGGUGUGGAGCUUCAGCGGCCUGGAGGAGGAGGAGCCCGGGGAGAAAGGGAGACAGAGGAAGCCACGGCCACCAGACCCAGGCGAGGGCUCUAAAGACAGAGAUAGUUCUGCCGGUCGACGGGGAAAUGCUGGCCGGAGACACGGGCGCUGGAAGGGCCGAGCGGAUAGCCCAGGGGUGUUGGUGGCCAAGGUGGUGAGAGCCGUGACGGGCAAGCACAGAUUUAGCCGCCGGGUUCCCCCCAUCCCACCCCGAGAGCCCCUCAGCCGCCAGAACCUGAGUACUGGGGGUGGAGGAGAGGUGCUACCUGGGGCAGGUGUUGCAGGCGCCUUCCAGCAAGGCGACACGGGCAGCGUGGAGGGUGCUCCCCAGCCCACAGAGAAUGGCUUCACCCCCAAGUGUGAGAUCACGGGCAAGGACGCCUUGUCUGCCUUGGCCCGGGCCAGCACCAAGCAAUGUCAGCAGGAGAUCGCCAACGUGGUGUGUCUGCACCAAGCAGGGAGUCUCAUGCCCAAGGUUGUGCCCCGACACUGCCAGCUGUCUGGAAAGGUGAGCCCCAUGAUUCAGUGGGACGAGAGCAGAGUGCAGCUGCCCCCAGGCCGGCCCUCGGUGCGAAUUGCCUACAUGCUAGUGGUUCACGGCCGUGCCAUCCGGCAGCUCAAGAGGCUUCUCAAGGCUGUGUACCACGAGCGGCACUUCUUCUACAUCCAUGUGGACAAGCGCUCCAACUAUCUGCACCGAGAGGUGGUGGCUCUGGCCCAGCACUACGCCAAUGUGCGGGUGACCCCCUGGCGCAUGGGCACCAUCUGGGGGGGUGCGAGUCUCCUGAAGAUGUAUCUGCGUAGCAUGCAGGACUUGCUGGAGGCACCUGGCUGGACCUGGGACUUCUUCAUUAACCUUAGUGCCACCGACUACCCUACCAGGACCAAUGAUGAGCUGGUGACAUUCCUGUCCAAAUACCACGAUAAGAAUUUCCUUAAGUCUCAUGGCCGGGACAACUCAAGGUUUAUCAAGAAACAGGGCCUGGACCGGCUCUUUCACGAGUGUGACUCCCACAUGUGGCGCCUGGGAGAACGACAGAUCCCAGAGGGCAUCGUCGUGGAUGGUGGCUCGGACUGGUUUGCCCUGACUCGCAGCUUUGUGGAGUACGUGGUCUAUACAGACGACCCUCUCGUGGCUCAGUUACGUCAGUUCUAUACCUACACACUCUUACCAGCUGAGUCCUUCUUCCACACUGUGUUGGAGAAUAGCCCUACCUGCAACACCCUGGUGGACAACAACCUGCGAGUCACCAACUGGAACCGUAAGCUGGGCUGCAAAUGUCAGUACAAGCACAUCGUGGACUGGUGUGGCUGCUCCCCCAAUGACUUCAAGCCUCAGGACUUCCUUCGGCUACAGCAACUCUCCAGACCUACCUUCUUUGCUCGAAAAUUUGAAUCAACUGUGAAUCAGGAAGUGCUGGAAAUCUUGGACUCUCACCUUUAUGGUAGUUACCCUCCCAACACGCCAGCGCUCAAAGCGUACUGGGAAAAUGCCCACGACAUUGCCGAUGGCCUGGGCGGGCUCAGCGACGUCAUCCUCACUGCCUACACAGCUUUUUCCCGCCUCGGCCUACGGCAUGCUGCUGCCAUGGCAUCCCCUCCAACUAAUCAGCUCUGCAGGUUUGAGCCUAAAGGCUUCCCAUCCAGUGUCCACCUGUAUUUCUAUGAUGACCGUUUCCAGGGCUACUUGUUGACCCAGACAGUGCAGCCUGUGGCCUCUGGGCCCGAAGAGGCGCUGGAGAUGUGGCUGAUGCCUCGGGGGGCCCUGAAGCUGACAGAACACAAUGGUCAGGCCAACCGGCUGCAGAACCUGGAGGUAGGCACAGAGUGGGACCCCAAGGAGCGUCUCUUCCGGAACUUUGGGGGAUUGUUGGGGCCUCUGGAUGAGCCAGUAGCCAUGCAGCGUUGGGCCCGUGGCCCCAAUCUAACAGCCACUGUUGUUUGGAUUGAUCCCACCUUUGUGGUGGCCACCUCAUAUGACAUCACAGUCGACUCUGAAGCUGAGGUCACUCAGUAUAAGCCUCCCCUGAGCCGGCCCCUGCGACCUGGUGCCUGGACCGUCCGCCUGCUGCAGUUCUGGGAACCCCUGGGAGAAACUCGCUUCCUGGUGUUGCCCCUGACCUUCAACCGCAAACUACCUCUCAGGAAAGAUGAUGGGAGCUGGCUACACGCUGGGCCCCCUCACAAUGAGUACAUGGAGCAGAGUUUCCAGGGCCUGAGUGGAAUCUUGAACCUUCCCCGGCCAGAGCAGGCAGAAGAAGCUUCUCGGAGGCACUCUGAAUUGACGGGCCCUGCCCUGGAGGACUGGACAGAUAGCACCUUGGGCAGCUUCUGGUCAGUGGCAGGGCUGUGUGCCACAGGCCCCUCAGUCUGUCCCAACCUGGAGCCCUGCAGCCAGACCAGCUGGAGUUCCCUCUCUCCCGACCCCAAGUCAGAGCUUGGUCCCGUCAAAGCUGACGGCCGGCUGAGGUAGCGGGACCACAGUGGGAGCCCGGGGAAAACCCCGGGGCGUUGCACCUUAGGAACUCCAUGGAGGAAGAGGUGAUCAAGGGACCAUCCUCUCCCAUGGGUGAGAAGUUGGGGUCUAUCCUCAUUGUCCCAUUCCCCCCUCCAUUCGUUGGCUGGAGUGAGCAGCAAGUGGACCCUGAUGGGCUACUUAUCAGACAGUUCCAAACUGGGGACCAGAGAAGAGCAGAGAAAACUAGGGUUCCUUCAGUUACCGAGCCAGUGCUGCUCCUGUGCCCUCUUCAGUUUGUCUAAGUUCUACUUGUUUUUUUAAAGAUGGUUUUGUGGAGAGGGCCUAAAGACAGGAAAAAGAGAGAGGAGUGAAGUGCAAUAAAGUCUCAGGCAGCCCCAGGGAGAUAUGGUGCCCCUAGGAUCUGCAGAACAGGGAACCAACCGGGCACUUCAAGGAGGUUUCUGAGAUAGCCUGGGUCCCCUCCCUUUUGCCCCAAAAGCCCAGGUCAGUAGAGCUGAGGGCAAAGGAUGCUGCUGGUCUUGUCCAAAAGAAACAAACCCAAUCAACAAACAACCCAUCUCUAAAGAGUUCCUAGAUAACUGGGUAAUCUGUGGAACCAGGCACCAGACAGGCCAGGAGGCCAGAGAGGAGAUACAGGAAAGGGAAAUGUUCAGGGCUCCUGGGUCUGAUGGUCUGCUGUCUCCUUUAUGUGAAAUGGGUGCUGUCCUGAAACACCCAUGGUGCUGACAGAUUAGGCUCUGCAAAGCAGGAAGCUCGAGGGGUCCUGGACACAGGUGGUUCCUGUGACAACAGGAGUGAACUAGAGAGAGCAAAGCAAGAACUGCCCUCUCAGGUCGUUCCUGAGAGGGAACCAGAGCAGUGGUGAGCCUGGAGCGCUGUGUAAAACCUGAAAUAUGCAACAGCAGAAAUAUAUCUCUUACAUCUCUAAUAGAGUCCCUAGUGUGCUUCCUGGAGGAGGGGCUCCUGCUGAGGGGAGUGGGCACUGGAGCCUUAUGGUGCACUCCAACAGGACUCCAGCUGGCCCCUCCCUAUCUUUUAUCCCUCCCCCCAUCUUGAUUGCCACAACCUUGACUCCUCCCAUAAGCCAUUCCGAGCCAGCUCUUUUCUCUCCUUCCCUCUACCAGAUUACCUAAGGAACUCCAGGGCGCCAUGGAGAUGUUAGGGGCAUCAUAUCUGGGUCCACUGGACUUCAGGGAUAGGACACUUUGCCCCCUGGACUUUUCUUAGGGAUGGCCCCCAAAUUUCUGAGCCCCUUGAAACUCUCUAGAAGGCUUAGCUGUUUUGGCACUAGGCAGAAUCCUGGGCAGUUUUGAUGGUCAUUUUCAUCCCAGGUGACCCUUCUGUCCUUUAAUGUCAUUUAUACCAUAGUGUAAUUGUUAGUGGUUUACCUUCCUGUGGGCUAUUUGCAUUUUAUGCCUUAUCCCUAAUUGGGGGAUGAAAAGAAUAACUAGUAUUUAUGUAGUGCUUUAAGUUUUACAAAUAUUUUACAGAUUUUAUCCCAUUUGAUACAACAUUCCCAGGAGUAGGUGCUAUUAUAAUCUUCAUUCUACAGUGGAGGAAACAGUCUGAUAUGAGGUUAAGUAACUGGCCUAUAGUCCCACAGUAAGUGGCCACUGAGUGCACUUACCACUGUUUUCUAUAUCACUGAACAGCUAGGGUUUAACUGGGGAUCAGAAGUGCCAUCUACAGAUCACCAGUAACCCUUCUUUUUACACAUCAAGGUAGGAAGGAAGCUAAAGGAAUUUAAAAGAAACAAGUUUGGGGUGGGGGAGGGCUUGAGAGGAUGGAGAAGAGAGCUUGGGUACAUAGUACUAGAAGAGGCCAUUUUAAUGAGUUUACAGAUAGGGAAGAUAAAUGGCUUGCUCCAGUCAGAAAUUGGAUCCAUGAGUGGAUGAGAGAAAUAACACUCUACUAUAGCGAGUCACAUCCUCUUCCUAGAAACCAGCAGUCUGGACCUAAGGCCACUUUGAGAAGCCCUCGGUUCUUCGGGAACCACACAAGGUGGGCAGUGAGGAAGGAUGAGAAAGUCCAAUUGAAGAGAUCUGGUUUCUAGGGAAUAUUAUGCUACAUCACCAGGAGAGGGCGUCCUUAACUAGGAGCUUGCCACACAACUCCCAGUUUUGGGGAUGACCCAGAAAAUGGAAGCUGGGAACUCAAAGCAAGUGAAAACGCCUCUGGAUUCAGAGGCAGUUUUGGUGAUCUGUUGGGAAGUUAUUUUUCUGAUUUUAAAGAUGGAAAGAGCCAUGGCUUCAUUCUAGUUAAAAGCAAAACAACAAACUUUGAUUCCCAGUUCAUUUAAAUAUUUUCCAAGGACCAGCCAAGUUUGUGUAAAAGGGGAACAUGGAAGGCUCACCACUGGUAGUCUGAUGACUGGAAUGAGUUCUUUGCCCAAGGCAACCCAUGAAAUAGUUUGUGUGUGUGGUGUAGUGUAUAUAUUUACAAAUCCAAUUGCAACUAGCACUUAUAUACUGCAUAUAUUAUUUCCUUACAACAACCCUGGGAGGAAGGUGCUGUUAUUAUCUCCAUUUUAUAAAUGAGGAAUCUGAGGCUGAAAGCACUUUAUAUAAAUCUGAAUGUCACCCUAAGUCCCUAAUUCUAUCCAUCUAUUGAAACAAAGGUAAUUCAAAUGUGAUUAUGUAUGUGUAAACAGAGAAAAAGAGUGAUGAAAUGAGAAGAUGGGUGACUUUGGGUGAAGGAAGAAACCAACUGAUAUUUAUGAAGUCCCUACUAUAUACUUGGGGACAUGAAGACAAAUGACAUCCAGUCCUACUCUCAAGAAGUUUACAAUCUAUCUGUAGAAACAAUAGCUCCACAUAGAAGAUAUACAUAGAAUUAAAGAAUAAUUGGGGUAGCAAGGGAAUGACUGAGAAGUAGAGCAGGAAGACCCUCAUGGCAAGUCUGGCAGUUAGACUGAACUCUAAAGAAGGCUGGGAAUUUUCAAGUGGCAGAAAUGUAAAAGAACUGUUCUGGGGCAGGGAAAAGGGGAAACUCUUUUGAAGGAUCCAAAAUGGAAGAUGGAAUAUUGUGUGUGGUACAGCAAAAAGGCCAUUUUGAAGUAUAGGAAGAAGAGAAAUAUGCAAUAACUUUGGGAAGGGCUUUCAAUGCCAGAAAAAGAGGGUUUUUACUUUUGAUCCUGAUGGACUGAACAGAAAUACGUGUUUUAAAAAAAUGACUUUGGCAGUUGUAUGGAAUAUGGCUUAGAAGGGAAGAGAAUGAAAUUAGGGAGACUAAUUAGACUGUCAGUGAGUCCCAAUGCAUGAUAAGAACAUAGGAUCAGAUCUGAUCUCUGACACACCAGUUGGUCCACCUGUUCAAGUCACUUAGUUUCUCAGUACCUCCAAGUUAGGUGCUGGUGAAUCAAAGAUAAGAUGGGACAAGCCUUUCAUAGCCUAUCUCCCUUCUGCCUUUCCAGUCUCCUUA